Messenger RNA from Gorilla gorilla gorilla (western lowland gorilla), 1156 nucleotides. It is a transcript of the gene C5H6orf15, whose product is annotated as chromosome 5 C6orf15 homolog. Bases 21 to 998 code for a protein of 325 amino acids. Gene Ontology annotation, cellular component: extracellular matrix. The record is from RefSeq and is a predicted model, not a curated record. NCBI's taxonomy places the organism in Eukaryota, Metazoa, Chordata, Mammalia, Primates, Hominidae. The transcript is spliced from 2 exons. Gene Ontology annotation, biological process: extracellular matrix organization.
GAGAUCGAGUGCUGAGCAGGAUGCAGGGCCGUGUGGCAGGGAGCUGCGCUCCUCUGGGCCUGCUCCUGGUCUGUCUUCAUCUCCCAGGCCUCUUUGCCCGGAGCCUCGGUGUUGUGGAGGAGAAAGUUUCCCAAAACUUGGGGACCAACUUGCCUCAGCUCGGACAACCUUCCUCCACUGGCCCCUCUAACUCUGAACAUCCUCAGCCCGCUCUGGACCCUAGGUCUAAUGACUUGGCAAGGGUUCCUCUGAAGCUCAGCGCGCCCCCAUCAGAUGGCUUCCCACCUGCAGGAGGUUCUGCAGUGCAGAGGUGGCCUCCAUCGUGGGGGCUGCCUGCCAUGGAUUCCUGGCCCCCUGAGGAUCCUUGGCAGAUGAUGGCUGCUGCGGCUGAGGACCGCCUGGGGGAAGCGCUGCCUGAAGAACUCUCUUACCUCUCCAGUGCUGCGGCCCUCGCUCCAGGCAGUGGCCCUUUGCCUGGGGAGUCUUCUCCCGAUGCCACAGGCCUCUCACCCGAGGCUUCACUCCUCCACCAGGACUCGGAGUCCAGACGACUGCCCCGUUCUAAUUCACUGGGAGCCGGGGGAAAAAUCCUUUCCCAACGUCCUCCCUGGUCUCUCAUCCACAGGGUUCUGCCUGAUCACCCCUGGGGUACCCUGAAUCCCAGUGUGUCCUGGGGAGGUGGAGGCCCUGGGACUGGUUGGGGAACGAGGCCCAUGCCACACCCUGAGGGAAUCUGGGGUAUCAAUAAUCAACCCCCAGGUACCAGCUGGGGAAAUAUUAAUCGGUAUCCAGGAGGCAGCUGGGGGAAUAUUAAUCGGUAUCCAGGAGGCAGCUGGGGGAAUAUUAAUCGGUAUCCAGGAGGCAGCUGGGGGAAUAUUCAUCUAUACCCAGGUAUCAAUAACCCAUUUCCUCCCGGAGUUCUCCGCCCUCCUGGCUCUUCUUGGAACAUCCCAGCUGGCUUCCCUAAUCCUCCAAGCCCUAGGUUGCAGUGGGGCUAGAGCACGAUAGAGGGAAACCCAACAUUGGGAGUUAGAGUCCUGCUCCCGCCCCUUGCUGUGUGGGCUCAAUCCAGGCCCUGUCAGCAUGUUUCCAGCACUAUCCCCACUUUUCAGUGCCUCCCCUGCUCAUCUCCAAUAAAAUAAAAGCACUUAUGGAA